AUUCAAAGUUGAUCUUUGAGCGACAUUCUUAUUUUAUUCAUCUUCUUAUAGUACUUCUAGAAAGAUGAUGGCGUUUAUUUUUCGGACUUCUUCUUGCUGGCUGGUGGUCCAGCAUUUCUUGUGCUGGUAUACCUAUAAUACGUGGUUCUGGUCUCUUAUAGGAGCCAGCAUGACUGGCGAAGCUGCUGGACCUGGAGCGGUGGAAUAUCAGGCCCAAUAUCCUGCGUCUGGACCUGGAGGUGAGUAUCAAACCGCGCACGAGGAUGUGGUCAGAUUGUUAGUGUCAAAAGACCCAACUUUUUCCGAGGAGGAGAUGAGAGGGCAGCUGGCUGCAGCUGAGGGGCAUGACGCAGCGUUUUUUACUAGUGCCGGAAAAGCAGGUUUUAGUGCGGGAGCAGCAGGUUCUUUAGCAACAAUACAACAGUCAGAAGCACAGCAGGCACAACAGGGGUCUUCAUCGGCACAGCAGCCACAGGUUGAUCGUCGCAAAACUACUACACCUCCGAAGAUGAAGUUCGAGCAGAAAAAAAGCGAUCAAGUUGAGGCAGAAAUGAAGAAGUCAGUGUUCUAUCCGUUGUCUUACGAAUGUCCUAAGUUGUUUCCGUUCCCGCCAUGCCGCUUGGUCAUGGAGACGGUCCCGAAGUCGUGCAAUCUCUACUACCACGCGAACCGAUGCAGUAGCUGGACCUCAGGUGGCGAGUUCGACUUGGAUCCCCACGUCCGGG
This is a messenger RNA of Amoebophrya sp. A25, 725 nucleotides long. The record is from the annotation of a GenBank genome assembly. Lineage: Eukaryota; Dinophyceae; Syndiniales; Amoebophryaceae.